Molecule: messenger RNA, 336 nt
Organism: Staurois parvus
Lineage: Eukaryota; Metazoa; Chordata; Amphibia; Anura; Ranidae
Source: the annotation of a GenBank genome assembly
CCUCUUCACAUCAGGCUCUCACCCUGCAGGAACCUCUGGCGGAUUCCUCUACCACGGGUGGGUGUACUCAGGAGCCGCAACCUGGUCUCUGUUCGCUACAAGUCCAUCCCCACCAUCAGGGGCCCUGUUGAACAAGCGGACCGGGACUUAGACUCCGCGCUCUGGGGAAACCUGACCAGUGGGCUGCUAGAGGUACCGCCAGGUGGUCCAUAACAGAACCAUACGGCCAUGACGGAGCCUGCAAGAGGAUUGACCCCCGCUGGAGGAAAUCUGUCAGCACCUGUCGGCUCUAUCUCAAGCUGUCAAGGUAUUACAAGAAGGGUACACGCACCUUGA